AUUCCACCGGUUACCCCUGGCAAACAUUAUUCAAGGGCGCCCACUCAGACUGCCACUUGCUUUUUACGACCCAGGCCGCGCGGGCGAGCCGAUCCAGCCCCAGUCACCACGCCACCGAGCCCAGAUCCUGAAGGAAUGAAGGUACUUCAACUCUCAUCGCCGCCAUUAGCAACCCCGAGUCAGAGAUUCGGAAAUAAUCCGCCAUCACCCCCUUUCCAAAGCGGCCAACCAUUUCGCCGCCAUGUUGGCACCUCGAUUUCAAGGGUUCUAUAUCGUGGUGCGAUACGCACCCCUAAACAUCAUCCAAGGCGAGGACACCACUACACGGGCGCUAAGGCGCGUCUAUUUGAAAAACGCCAAGCCCGUUAUCGAACCUGGAGCUACCCGUUCCAAGCGGAGGGGCCGCCCAUCACCUCCAUAGACAAUCAUAACAGCACCAUCAAGCCAACUACCACGGUAACAUCGCGACCGUCACCGUCGGUGGAUCCGGAGCCGUCGACGACAGCAACCAACUUCUACAUAAACACCAACGCCAUUACAGCCGCACCAAAAUCACCAACAGUAUCAACCUGCACCAACGCAACACCUACGACAGCAACUAUCAUAACCGCAACAUCAUUAGCGUUAAUCUCAACGAUUACCACAACAACGAAAACGGUUAACGAGGCCACUGCCGCAUCAAUACAGCCUAGAAAUUCACCACAACAACCAAGGUCACCCACAGCCAAGGGUCUGUCAACCAAAUGUGCGCCCAUAGUGGCCAACGUUGGCACAACCCGUACCUCCCUGGCCAAUGGUCCGGCGAUUCAAUACCAGAAAGCCAAGAGUACACAAGAGCUGACGGAACCAACGGCCAACGAUCCGACACCCCGAUAA
Molecule: messenger RNA, 876 nt
Organism: Glossina fuscipes
Lineage: Eukaryota; Metazoa; Arthropoda; Insecta; Diptera; Glossinidae
Product: mucin-2-like
Exons: 4
Source: RefSeq, a predicted model, not a curated record